ACAAAUAGUUAUACAAGCGUCACAAAUGAAAAGCAGUUAGUUUGUUGUUACUCUCUCCAUCCCAUAAUACCGAGUUUUUAUUAUUUUUUUGGUUGCUCCAAAUAUGGUUGAUAGUAUUGCGGUUGAUGGAGCAACAAAUACUAGAAUUCUGCCUGUUACAUCCACUCCCCCUUCGCAAAAUGUUUCAAGUCCCUGGUAAUUUAAAUUACUACUACGUAUUUUGGUACAAAAAAGGGGAAACUACAACAGGAAGGCAACUACUAUGUGCUAAAUUUCUUAAUUGGAUAGGCUAUGAAGAAAUUUUCUCAUCGCAAGUAUGGCGAGCAUCAGUGGCAGAACUCCUAAGCACAGCAAUACUAGUAUUCAUGUUAGACACAAUUUUCAUAUCCUCUAAGAUCAGUCAUGAGACACCCAACGUUGUAUUUGCAUGUUUUGUUGCUCUCAUUGUAGCAUUCCUACGCCUCGCCACCCACCCGGUCUCCGGUGGCCAUAGCAACCCGACAAUCACUAUCUCUGCCGCUUUCAUGGGCCUCAUCUCCUUAUCUCGGGCCAUCAUCUAUCUCAUAGCCCAAUGUAUUGGGUCUAUUCUCGGCGCGUGGGCACUUCAGGCUAUGGUUAAAGGUUCUAUUACAAGCAGCUACUUGUUAGGAGGGUGCACACUCGCGGUGGCCACCUCCGGCCUAAGCGGCUCCGGCAUUAUUGGGAUCGAGACGGCCCAAGGCCUUUGGGCCGAGAUCAUUUACACUUUUAUUUUCCUCUUCUCCGUGUGGAUGGCCUUUGACCAACAGCGGUCAAAGGCCUUGGGUCAACUUCUAAUGUGCUCGAUUACUGGUAUCGUAGUUGGCCUUACUAUGUACCUGUCCACCACAGUGACAACCCAGAAAGGCUAUACCGGGGCAAUUAUUAACCCGGCGAGGUGUUUUGGGCCUGCGGUUGUGAGAGGUGGACAUCUUUGGAAUGAUCAUUGGGUGUUUUGGGUUGGGCCUAUACUGGCCUGUAUUGCAUUUUAUCUGUAUAGUAAGGUCCUUCCACUUGAACAUUUCAAAGCAAGGACAACUAACUGAGGAGUAAUGUAUACCUAGUAUUUGAGUAUAUAUACAUGUAUAAUACUUUGUAUACAAUAAAUCUUGUUUUUGGAAAAUGCAAGUUUGUAUAAAUACUUGUAUUACAAAGAUGAUUACAUUGCUUAAUUAGAAGGUAAAUGGUUUUUAAA
This is a messenger RNA of Spinacia oleracea (spinach), 1213 nucleotides long. RefSeq lists its product as uncharacterized. Gene Ontology annotation, molecular function: channel activity. The record is from RefSeq and is a predicted model, not a curated record. Gene Ontology annotation, biological process: transmembrane transport. NCBI's taxonomy places the organism in Eukaryota, Viridiplantae, Streptophyta, Magnoliopsida, Caryophyllales, Amaranthaceae. Bases 126 to 1064 code for a protein of 312 amino acids. Gene Ontology annotation, cellular component: membrane. The transcript has 3 exons.